This is a messenger RNA of Fragaria vesca subsp. vesca, 1083 nucleotides long. Its product is annotated as cyclic pyranopterin monophosphate synthase accessory protein, mitochondrial-like. NCBI's taxonomy places the organism in Eukaryota, Viridiplantae, Streptophyta, Magnoliopsida, Rosales, Rosaceae. Gene Ontology annotation, biological process: Mo-molybdopterin cofactor biosynthetic process. The transcript has 3 exons. Bases 283 to 984 code for a protein of 233 amino acids. The record is from RefSeq and is a predicted model, not a curated record.
GAUUAACUACGAAUUAUCAAAUGGUGACAUAUUGUUCAAAUAUCACGUCAGAAAGCGAUCUGCCAAUCAACCAAUCCUUUUUUCUUAUUUCUUUUUUUUUUGGAGUCAAUUGAUGUCUGUGUAAGAAACUAAUGAGAGCACCCUAGUGCCUAAAGUGUGCGCUGACUCUAACUAACUUACCAGCACAGAGUCCCCAGGCUUGAUUGCAGGUUCAACACUAUCUCGACCAACGUAACUAUAUCCAAAGGCUUGAUUCAUAACAAAGUGCAGAUUUUGGUGAACAUGUUUCUUCGGCGAAUGGCGGUUUCGCUUUCUCACUCCAGAAGGUUUCUUAGCAGUAGCAGCAACAGCAGCAUUGACAUUGCGAAAGCAAUUGAUGAGCUUAACAAGGAAAUGGAAGCAGUGUUUGGUGAACCUCCAGCAGAUAGCGGGCUUGCCAGUUCUGCAAGAAAUGAUGUUAUGGCUCAAGAACCCGAGUUAGUAUCACGAGAAAAAGGAGAAGACAUGCAUGGCCUAACCCACAUUGGCGCUACGGGGGAGGCUCAGAUGGUGGAUGUUUCUCCAAAACCAAGUACCAAGAGAACUGCCGUUUCUAGUUGCAAGGUACUUCUUGGCAAGCAGGUGUUUGAUUUGGUGUUAGCCAACCAGAUGGCUAAGGGAGAUGUGCUUAGUGUGGCCAAGAUUGCUGGAAUAAAUGGAGCAAAGCACACAAGCAAUCUCAUCCCGCUAUGCCACAACAUACCUCUGACCCAUGUCCGCGUUGAUCUGACACUAAAUCCCAAGGAUUUCAGUGUGGAUAUCGAAGCAGAAGCUAGUUCAACCGGGAAAACUGGGGUUGAAAUGGAAGCCAUGACAGCUGCAAGUGUUGCUGGCCUAACCGUCUAUGAUAUGUGCAAAGCUGCUUCGAAGUAUAUACAGAUCACUGAUAUAAGACUUGAGAGUAAGGCUGGUGGGAAGAGUGGAGACUGGCACAGGGAGGAGUAAGUAAUGGAGUUCAAUAUAGUGCAAGAUGCUCUCAUUGUCUGCAUGUAAGUGCAUCGGUGCCGAUCGCAUUGUAAUGAUGAAAGAUCGGAUAUGUCAUUU